This is a messenger RNA of Aspergillus calidoustus, 1107 nucleotides long. Lineage: Eukaryota; Fungi; Ascomycota; Eurotiomycetes; Eurotiales; Aspergillaceae. The record is from the annotation of a GenBank genome assembly.
AUGGACCUCACGCCCAACAACCAGACCUGCUUCCUAAGCCUAGGCCUAGUCGUCCUCGACGAGAUCCGCCUCCCAGGUCAAGAGCCAUUAAUAAAUGUCCUCGGUGGAUCUGGAGCGUACGCAACCCUCGGCGCUCGCCUUUUUCUCCCGGUCCCAGCGAGUCGAUCUGUAGGUUUGUUUCUCCGUGUUGGGAGGGAUUUCCCGGAAUCUACGAUUGAGAGUCUCGAAAGGUGGGAUGUCAGGUUGUUCAUAGACAAGGAGAGCGAGAGGCGGUCGACGAGAGGGUUGUUGGAGUACAAAGAUACGACGUUUGGACCAAAAACGUUCAAGUACACAACCACCCCACUACACGUCUCUAUAGACAGUUUACAUAACACACCUCUCCUAUCGUCAAAGGCCUUCCACUUCCUCGAAAGUCCACAGAACAUCACAGGACGCGUUUCAGAGCUUUUGACAUCAAGAUCAACGAGCUCGUUCAGGCCAGAUUCACCACUGAUAGUCUGGGAACCGGCUCCCCUGUCCUGCAAAGCAGAGAACCUAGCGCCAUGUUUGCAAGUACUACAAGGCGGCAUUGUCGACGUCUUCUCGCCAAACCAUAUCGAACUCGCGGCUCUUUUCGGGGAGGAGGCCACGCCUGAUAUAGCAAAGAUUGAGUCAUUAGCGCUGAGAAUGCUGAAUAGUCGGGCAGCCUAUGGUACAGACGAUGGUUCAGACCGGAGAAAGAGAACGAAACCUCAAACUAUCGUCAUCCGUGCCGGAGAGCAUGGAUGUCUGGUCUGCGGCCAUAAUCUCAAACCAACAUGGCUUCCGCCCUUCUAUGAGCCAAGUCCGGAGGGCGGACAGAAUGCUAAGAUUGUUGAUCCGACUGGGGCGGGGAACGCUUUUCUGGGUGGGUAUGCUGUUGGAUACGUUACCACAGGGAAUCUCAUUGAAGCGGGCUGCUACGGUGCUGUGGCUGCGUCGUUUGCGCUGGAGCAGGUGGGUGUGCCGGUUAUGGUGGCCAAAGGAUAUGAGGAGACCUGGAAUGGGGGGAGGGUGCUGGGGAGGUUAGAGGAAUAUCGGAGGCGUGUUGGGCUGUCUGGAAAUGAAACUAGAGCAGUUGAUUGA